Messenger RNA from Diaporthe citri, 3081 nucleotides. RefSeq lists its product as uncharacterized. Gene Ontology annotation, cellular component: GID complex. NCBI's taxonomy places the organism in Eukaryota, Fungi, Ascomycota, Sordariomycetes, Diaporthales, Diaporthaceae. The record is from RefSeq and is a predicted model, not a curated record. Gene Ontology annotation, biological process: proteasome-mediated ubiquitin-dependent protein catabolic process. The transcript has 3 exons. The coding region runs from base 1 to 3081 and encodes 1026 amino acids.
AUGGCGCGCCUUCACAUCACGGCUCUGUUAUCACCCGACCAGGAAGAGCAACUAUCCGCUCUACGGACUCUGAAGAAUGAAAUCGUCGGGCACGAUCAGAAAAAGGAGAAGUGGGUCGAGAACGGGAUCAUCGAGCCUGUCGUUAAAAUCUUGGAAUCCAGCAGAUCUUCUCCAAGCACAAAUGGAAAGGACAGCAGUCGAGGUCGCAUACCGCCCUCGAGACCUUUGACCGGCGAGGAAUCGGUGCGGUUGCAAGCACUCCAGAUUCUUGCCAGCCUUGCAAACGGUGGCUUUGCUUUCCUGGCUCCCAUACUCGCAGCUGGCGCCUUGUCCGCCAUAUUAUCGAACAUACCUCCAGUCGACAACCCACCUCGGGUCGUUGUCGCAGCCCUAAGAGCUGCUGUGAAUAUUGCUGAAGCCUCGACUCUGGCUCCACCCACCUCCGCUACAGACAUCGCUGAUCUGGCAGGUGUUGCCUUUGUGCCGGUACUCCUCGAUGCCUUCUGCGACAUUUUGACGAAUCCCGGAACAAACCAAACCGUACAAACUCAAAAGAAUCUGGCGGCAAGGCUCAUCGGUCUGCUAUGCCGAGAAGAGCGCUCCCGGGUUGAUCUAACGAAUCACGGCAUACUAGAAGCUUUGGCAACGAACCUGGCAGCUGCAGUCGUAGCCCGGGGAUUCGUGGUUCCCGGCGCAGAGACUGUUGCUCGAAGUGAAGGGGUGUUGGACCUGAUCCCUAGCCCAGCUGUUCCGAGCACGGAUGUAACCGCCAUCUUGGAAGCGUUAUCUGCCAUAGUAGGGGACUCCCGCUGGAGGGCCUCCGUCUUCGUCUAUGCCCCAGCCUUGGUCGCUGUGUUUCCCCAUCCUGGGUCGCCGCGGCGGUCAAAGGGCAUGAAAGCAUGCGUCAACUCAUUUGAGGUUGCUGGAUUGAGCAAUACAGCGUCGAAAGACCUCGGCGCCUUGGACUGCUUCCUUCCUGUGGUGCCGGAAUACCAAGCAAAGGGCACAGGAGUAUCUUCCUUCCCACCGCUAGGGUCGCCUCCGUCGAGAGAUUAUCUGGCUUCCUCAAAAGCACCGUCCAUCAAAUGGAUUGCUUCAUCUUUGAACUGGGACACAACCCAGGCUGAUACAGCUGGAGCAAAUGCAGAGGGUGUCGUCGAAGAGACAGAGAGCGCUUUAAUACCGUGGUUGAUAUACACGGUCCGGUCGGCCCAGGGCAUGGAGAGGAUCAUGGCUGCAUCAGUGCUCACAUCGCUCCACAGGGCCGGCCUUUCCAACAAGUCCAGGGAGGCCUACAUGGGUCACUUAAUCGUGCCGAUACUGCUUCAAACCCUGGAAGACAUUGGUAUCACCUGUGGUGCUGCCUCUGAAGCAACCUUUGUUGAUUCCAAGACUGCCGGCAACUGGUCCAUUGUCGAACGCAGCCUGGCGAUUCUGGCAAGAUUGAUUGUUGACAGCGAGUUCCUCCAGAAAUGUGCAUUUGAUUGCGACGGUAUGAAGAUCGUCAGCAGUUAUCUGAAGAGUGCCUACGAACCUUUGACAAGCAAGUCGUCCAAAGCAUGGAGCCCAAAUGCUGGGAGUGAGAGUACGGGAGAGCGUGAGAUCGGGUUACCGACAAGCCGCCUCGGCCCUGCGGGACAGCUGCCUCUUCAGGUUCAUCGCACGCGUGUGAGGGAGAAUGCUCUGAAAGCUGUUGCCGGAUUAGCAGCGAGCAAGGACGACUACCGCAAGGCUCUCGUGGAACAAGAUAUAGUGCCGUACGUCGUGGAGUCGCUCUCGCCGAAUCCAUCCAACCCCAAGAAUAAGGAGCGUCCAAAAUCGCCCAAGCAACUUUCAGUGGGGGGUGGUGGGUAUGAUGCAGCAUAUGGAGUCAACCCUAUCACUGUCAUCGUCGCAGCAUGCCACGCCUUGCGCAUGCUCGCAAGGAGCGUGAGCAUUCUUCGGACCACCCUUGAAGAUAACGCGGUCGCUACUCCAGCAUUUCGCCUUCUACGCCAUCCGGACAUCGAUAUCCAAAUUGCGGCGUCUGCCCUGAUGUGUAAUCUCGUCACUGACGUCGCACCAAUGAGAGAAUAUCUCAAUAGCGUUGGUGUCAUGAGGAUCCUCUGUGAGCAGACGCGAUCUCAGAAUCCGGCUUUGCGUCUGAACGCGCUAUGGGCUCUCAAGAACUGGAUCAAUGGCGUGGGUAUGGAUGCGAAGAAGGAAUGUGUCGAAGAGCUCUCCGCAGGCUGGCUGGUUCACUUGAUCUGCGACGAUACUGAAGACGACGCGCUGUACGAGCGCACGACAAAGUCCAAAAAGCAAGCUGCAAACGACAUGGACGAGGACGUGGAGAUGGCCCAGGCUGGCGAGGAACGCUCAAACUCCGGUUCAGCACUACCCGACACGUCCAUAUUACCAACGAGCGAUGAACAAGGUCGCACGCCAAGGCUGCGCCAGGCCGAGCGGAAGAUUGCAGAGCUUCGCGACACAGAGCUGAGUUUAACGCGUAAAGUCCGCGACGACGAUCUUGCGGUGCAGGAGCAGGGACUCAACUUCGUACGGAACCUCAUAGGGCCCGCAACGUCAGCAACCGACUCGGCUAGAGAUCAUGCAGACAUGAUCGACUAUCUCUUCAACAUCCUCGGCCAAGACCGCUUCUUCGAUAUCUUACACUCGAAGCUACAGCUCAAGUACCUUCACCCCUUCGGCCGGCGGUACUCGAUGAGCCGUGAACCCCGUGUCCUCUACCCCCAGGCUCGCAUCGUCUCGGCAGUCGUAUAUAUCCUGGUGCACAUGGCAGCCAGCGUGCCCCGCCACCGACAGGUGCUGAUCUCACAGACCAAGCUGCUCUCAGACCUGGGCAAGCAGUUCCACAGCAAGGACAAGGAUGUCCGCGUGGCGCUCUGCCACCUCAUGACCAACCUGACAUGGCGCGAUGACCCGGAUGACGAGGAUAGCAGCCGUCAGCGGGCUGGGGAGUUGAAGAAGCUCGGCCUGCUAACCAAGCUGGAGACUCUUGAGAGCGACGACGGGGAGCUGGACGUGAGGGAGAGGGCUAAGGCAGCGAUCUGGCAGAUCAGCCAGCCUAGAGGUUUUUAG